AUGCGGGCGACGGACUACCACAUGAGAAAGCGCGGAGCCAAGCGUGAAGGUCCAAGCUCACCGUCAGACUCAGGAGCUUCUUCGACAACUGAGGAUUCGAUCGAGUCGCGACAAGCGAAAUGCGCCCGGAAGAGCUCGCGGCGGAGAAAAGUGCUCAGCGCUCGCGAAAGGAAUCUUCGUCGGCUGGAGAGCAACGAAAGAGAACGAAUGCGCAUGCACUCAUUGAAUGAUGCAUUCCAGGAAUUAAGAGAGGUGAUUCCCCACGUGAACCUCGAUCGAAAACUGUCCAAAAUCGAGACACUGACUUUGGCUAAAAACUACAUCAAGGCACUCACGAAUGUGAUAUGUGAGAUGCGCGGUGAGCCGACCCCUUACAAAUUUGAUUUAGCUUCUGAGGAAGCUGAAACUUGUGAACACAGGUCGAUGGACGACAAGGACGCUUGUAAGUCGUGUAGUCGACGAAGCGCACCGAGAAAGGGAAAACAACGGCUAAAUGCCAGCGCCCAAAAUAACAAGGAAGAUGCACACAAUUACGUAGUGGUGCAUGAAGAGGAGGAGGAGGAGGAGGACGACGACGACGAUGAGCGGGCGAAUGAACACGUGGACGACAAAAGUGAUUUAAAUAAUUUAUGUCUUAAAGAAAGCACGGAUUAA
Molecule: messenger RNA, 654 nt
Organism: Acanthosepion pharaonis
Lineage: Eukaryota; Metazoa; Mollusca; Cephalopoda; Sepiida; Sepiidae
Source: the annotation of a GenBank genome assembly